Molecule: messenger RNA, 1311 nt
Organism: Cordyceps militaris CM01
Lineage: Eukaryota; Fungi; Ascomycota; Sordariomycetes; Hypocreales; Cordycipitaceae
Exons: 4
Coding region: 1-1311 (436 amino acids)
Source: RefSeq, a predicted model, not a curated record
AUGCCCGUCCAAUUACUUCCAGCCUCCGCCGCCGCUUUCGCCCCCAGAUCAGCCUCCGUCAACGUCGUCUUGGGUUCCAAGGUCGAUUCUUGGCUCACCCUGACCCUCAAGCGCAUCAACCGUGUUAAGCGCCCGCUAAAUUCAGUCUCCCAGCACCAAAGAUGCCUUGCCGAGACCCUCGCCAAUAAGAACGCCAUAUGGACUCUCGCCUCCAUCAUGCUCCCCAAGCUCCCCGAGGCCGACAUGCCCACCGACUACUCCGAGAACCUCUUCAGCCACCAGCUCGUACAUAUUGAGGCUUACAUCGUUCACGUCGACAUGGUCCUUCGCAACGAGGUCGCCUACAAGCUCACCACCGACACCAUCGACGCCCUCGUCGAAUACCACAAGGAGGUCCACUGCGUCGAUGUCAAGGCAAACUCGUCCGACUGGUCUGGAAAGGAGCAGCAGUGCAAGAAACUGCACGAAGACUUCGUGCAAGCCAUCAACAAAUUCGUCUACCACACCCAUGUCACUGCCCUCGAAGGCCUCGAGGAGGACGGCGCCGGCGAGCUUCUUUGCGGCAAAAGCGAGGAGGUCAGGAACAACCUCAUGAAUCUCAUGAAGAACCUUGUUCCCCCUCCUCCUCGCGUCGUCGAGAUUGUUCGUCAACCCACGCUGCUACCCAGCUCACCCAUGAACAACCUCUGGGGACAAGCCGUCUCCAUGCCUCCUCCGGUCGACGCCUGGAAUGUUCUCCCUUCGAGUCCCAGCGUCGCCUCGACUGUCGAAGCGACCACGCCGGUCUGGCACAACAUGCACAUGCAGCAACAACGCUCCUCAGAUGACUGCUCCGAUCUCUGCUGUGCCGCUGCCAAGCAUUUACGAAUCGAAUACGCUACCACUUUUACGAAUGCCACGCAACACGACCGCAUUUGGAAGUUGACCAACGACACAUCGAUUCAACGCACUUGUUGGGGUCGGUUAGACUGGCUCUCACCCCCACUCAACAUUCUGGCCGUCACGGAAGCAAUGAACCGUAACCACGCCGGGAUGACUGGAUCAUCUCCGCGCACAAGGCACCGGAUGCCGACGGGAUCACGCACGCUCACCAUCAGGAUGGAUGAGUUUGUGCAAUGUGGUAGCAAGAUGCCGCACAGCCCUGGGCCGGACUUGACCCGGUCUGGCGCCUGUGUUGCAAGAACAUUCGCAAUCCACACAGAAUUGAGAUGCUGGAGCUUUAUAAUAACAAAGGCGGGUGGCAGUAGUGUCGUGGUAGACCACGCACUCAUCAAGAGCGACCCUCGCGAGCAAGCUGGUAUUCUUGGCUAG